Molecule: messenger RNA, 1707 nt
Organism: Nasonia vitripennis (jewel wasp)
Lineage: Eukaryota; Metazoa; Arthropoda; Insecta; Hymenoptera; Pteromalidae
Exons: 3
Coding region: 932-1276 (114 amino acids)
Source: RefSeq, a predicted model, not a curated record
CAAAUGCAAAUGAAAAAUUUGCGGAUAUCUUAGUUGUUUUAUAAAUAAUAAAAAACUAUUGAAACAGCGGGAAAAUGGGGAUAGCUCAUUUAGACUAAGUAAAUAACCUUUAAUCGGUAUAGGAGUAGCACAAAACAUUUGCAAAUUAAUUGCGGAUUCUGAAAAUAUAUUUAUUUAUGUUUAAUUCGCAGUAAUUAUGCGAAUAAUAAAUAUUUAUUAUCACAGCCACCCGCGUGCGCGUGCGGCGCCAUCUUACGGUCCCGAACACACGCGGCGGUUCACGCAUGUUCUGUUUUUCUGCGACUCGUCAAGUCGUCAUCACUCAUCAGGACGAAUCGAACAGCUGAUGCGACGGGUAAACAACGUUUUUCUCUUGUGAUUUUUCUAUAAAAUAAAAUGUGCUUGAUGACUUCUGCAGCCCUACAAAGUGAAAGGAGAAAAGUUUUAAAAGUACAAGGUUUCUGCAACUGUAAGAAAGAACGUCGCUAUAAUCCCCUUGCUAUGAUCCUGUGCUCGGUAAAACUCUUGAAUGAUUUCAACUUGAGGAAUCAUUCUCAAAAAAUCAAGGAUCCAUUGAAUCACGCUCUGGAGCUGAUAAAAAGAAUAAAAGAAGCAGAUGCUCUUUACCGUCUACUAACUGAUAAAAUAGAUGAGGAUGUUCUAAAAGCUGAUGGCUCAAAAUUAAAAGUCAUAGCAACAAUGUCUGUUGGUGUAAACCAUCUAGUCUACAUUUAAAAGCAAUAAAAUCCAGAAAUAUUCCAAUCGGUUACACUCCUGAAGUUUUAACCUACGCUACUGCUUUGCUAGCUGACUAUGGCUCUGAUUUUAAUUCAAGAUGGAGCAACUACUCCCAAGAAGCUAGUGCGAGCCAUGACAGAAUAUAGUGUCCGUAGUAAUCUCCAAGGAGUUCGAUUAAUUCACUUGGGAUUGGAUGGGUAAUGCAUCUUUUGCUAAUCCAGAAUCAUCUCAUUCAUCACUAGUUAAUGAGCACAUGCAUCAAACAUUUGGAGAUACAAUAAUCCAGUCAAGUCACACUUUGCUGGGUAGUGAAGUACGAUUAUUCAUGCUGCCAUGCAUAGUAGGAACACUGCCAAAUGAUAUUAAGUCUGAAAUAGGCAAGAUCAUAUCUACAAGACUAGUGGACGAUGAAGCAACUCUGCAUCUGGGAAUUGAAAGCUUUAUGACUUUGCGCAUAAUAACCCUUUCAUGUCGAUGCUGGGUUUGCAGUACACAGAAUGACAGCUAUAAAUUUCUGCAUCGAAAUGGACGUCACUGAUCAAAUUUGCUCAGACAAUCUUAGAAUCAAAAUAUACUCUGGACAUUGUUUGCCGUUCACGAAGCUUGCAAUUACUCGAUCUGCAGCACAACUCUGAACGAUUGAUCGUACAUCAUGAUGUCUUGUUCAACGACUAGAUUUUCCCGGAAGGUCUCAGUUUCAUCAGUGGAUUGGGGUAGGCACAAGUUACUAUUUCUCUCAAUAGAAUUAUACGUGACUGGUGCUCUACAUAGAUUAUUUAAGUAAUAAUACAAUUUAAUAGUUUGGGUUAUCUGAUAAUCCGAGAUGAAUAUUUACAGUGAAAGCUAAUUAAAAGAAAAAGAACGAGCAAAGAAUCAGUAAAGAUGUAAAUAAAUAUUUAUUAUUUUCUUAAGAAACAGAUAAUGUAUUUUUGAUGUUACACUUUUAAUUAUAACACUGGCUGUAAAAAA